This is a messenger RNA of Tremella mesenterica DSM 1558, 863 nucleotides long. RefSeq lists its product as uncharacterized. The transcript has 3 exons. Gene Ontology annotation, biological process: superoxide metabolic process. Lineage: Eukaryota; Fungi; Basidiomycota; Tremellomycetes; Tremellales; Tremellaceae. The coding region runs from base 1 to 801 and encodes 266 amino acids. The record is from RefSeq and is a predicted model, not a curated record. Gene Ontology annotation, molecular function: metal ion binding.
AUGGCUGACUCGCAACAGACUGAAUUCGCGGUCGACAUGACUUGUCAAAAUUGCGUCGACGAAAUAUCAGAUGCUCUGCAAAAAGUACCUGGGAUCGAAAAAUAUGACGUUGAUCUGUCUAAAAAACAGGUCACCAUCGUUGGUAGGACUCCACCUUCCCACCUCCUCUCCGCACUCAGGGCUACCCACCGUCAAGUCAUUGUUCGAGGCUCUUCACCUGCCUCGCCCUCUUCACCGUCCCAAGCUGCUGUGUCCAUCCUCGAAUCCCCCUUCCCCAUCCCGUCAUCAAUCACGGACGAAAACUCCGCACGUGCUUUGCCAGGGGUGAACGAAGCCGAAUUCACUCAAAAAGUAUUUGGAAUCUGUCGAUUUGUUCAAAUAGCUCCCAAGCUCGUCCUGGUGGAUCUCACUGUCCGUCUUCCCCCUACUGCUCUGGGAGAGAAAUACAAGGUCUACAUAUCUUCCACAGGCGACAUGAUAUCUCCUCCUGAGACGACCGGAAAGCCGUAUUUCCAUCUUGGACAGGUAGAACUGGACGAGGGUGGAUAUGGUGAUAUGUUUUGUGAAGUUGAGGGUGAUUUAUGGGAAUGGAUAGGCAGAGGUUGUGUCGUUCAAGCUACUUCUACCCAGGAAAAUACCGAGACGACGUCAAGUAUAGGCCAGAUUUUUGCUGGUGUGGUUGCUCAAAGUGCAGGAGUUUGGGGGAACGACAAGACUGUUUGUGCUUGUAGCGGAAGGACCAUGUGGGAGGAAGGGAGAGAGAUGGAGUCGAAGAGUACUAGUAAUACUAGUACGCUUUGAGUUUUAUAGUGAAUAAGUAUCUGAAUUAUAUCUCGUGUCUUUUGCGAUGGAUAGUCAGCAGG